AUGGAGUAUAACUUCUUCUCCUGCUUCACCUUUUUCCUCAUCAUCUACAUAACUGCUGCUGGUGGAAAUGUCACUCUGACACUGAACCCGGCAACGAACAUUGAAGCUGGUAAUUGGCUGUUUGAAAACAAUGUCAUGGUGUUUUGGUACCCGGGAAAUUUCAUACUGGAAGGCAGCUCUCCAGGUCGGGUGUCAUUCAACUCUUCCAGUCUCCAGCUCUCCCUGUGUUUCCUACAAGUGAAUGAUUCUGGUCGCUACACACUCCAAGGUGCGAUCCCACCUUUACGAGCAGAAGUUGCACUGUCUGUUCAGGAGCCUAUCACAAAUGUAUCUCUGGCAGUGAGUCAGACCAAUCUGGUAGAGUUUAAUGACAGUGUUACAUUCACCUGCUCCGCCCACGGAACACCGUUGGAAUUCUCAUGGCGCAACAGAAGCUCUGAGCUCACGAGUGGGGGCAGUGUUCAGCUUAGUAGUGAUGGACGUAUUCUUACUAUUACCAAUUUGACAAGAUAUGACCAGGGUCCUUUCACCUGCAUCGUGGCAAAUGGUAUCAGUAAUGGAACAAGUGGGACUAUUUACCUCAAGAUCAGCUAUGGUCCCAGUAAUCUGACAAUGAUAGUCAUACCAAAGAAGACUGGGUACAUUUCAGGAUCAAACAUCACUCUGACCUGCUCUGCUGAUUCCAGUCCCCCAGCUUUGUUCCUCUGGUCCAACAAUAAUGUAUUUCUUAAUACAUCUGGACAAAGCUUGCAGCUUACAAAUGCAUCUCAGAACCAAACAGGAAGCUACACUUGCAUUGCCCACAAUACAGUCACUCUCAGAUACACUACAACCAACAAAACCAUCCUCAUCCUUGACCCAGUAUCAUUUGCUACAGUGCUGCCUUCUAGCAACCAGCCCAUCUUCAACAUGUCCUUCACUCUGAGUUGUGACAUCAUUGGUCCUGUGGACUCCACUUACUGGGAGAAGAAUGGCCUGUACCUGCAUUCUGACAGCAGGAUCUUCCUCUCCAACCAAAACAAGACACUCACACUCACCCAGCUCACUCUCCCUGAUGAUGGAGAUUACCAGUGUGUAGCCAGCAACUCUGUGAGCAACAUGACCAGUGGGUCCUACAGACUGAUGGUCAACUAUGGACCAUGGAACACCUCAGUUUCUGGUCCAGCCAUUGCAGCAGUAUUGUCUUCAGUGUCACUGAACUGCUGUGCCUCCUCUCAACCUCCCAGUGAAUACACCUGGUACUUCAAUGGCUCAAAGGUGGCAGAGGGCACCACGUAUAUGACUGGAGCUCUCUCAUUGAACAACAGUGGAGAAUACACCUGCAUAACCUACAAUAACAUCACAAGCAGGAGUGGCAAGGCCACAUGGAACCUAUCUGUCAUUGACAUAAUAUCAUCUGCAAUGGUGCUGCCUUCUAGCAACCAGCCCAUCUUCAACAUGUCCUUCAUUCUGAGUUGUGACAUCGUGGGUCCUGUGGACUCCACUUACUGGGAGAAGAAUGGGCUGUACCUGCAUUCUGACAGCAGGAUCUUCCUCUCCAACAAAAACAAGACACUCACACUCACCCAGCUCACUCUCUCUGAUGAUGGAGAUUACCAGUGUGUAGCCAGCAACUCUGUGAGCAACAUGACCAGUGGGUCCUACAGACUGAUAGUCAACUAUGGUCCAUGGUCCUCUACAAUUUCUGGCCCAGACAUAGCAGAGGUAGGCUCGAGUGUGACACUGAACUGCUCUGCCCCCUCUCGACCUCCUUGUGAAUACACCUGGUACUUCAGUGGCUCCAAUGUUGCAAAGGGCCCCGUGUUUGAGACCGGAGUUCUUUCAUUAAACAGCAGUGGACAAUAUACCUGCAUGGCCCACAAUAACAUCACAAACAGAAGCAGCAGUGCUACAUGGAACCUAACUGUCAUUGAGGGCAUCUACUCCGUGGUGGUGACUCCAAGCAUGCUCAUUCCUCUGGCAUCCAAAGAUCUGCAGCUCUUCUGUAACAUAACAGGUUUUUACAGCAGCAUUCAGUGGCUUAAAGAUGGCCUGAAAUUCAAUACAACACGCACUGCCACUGUUUCUAUGGACAACACCACUCUGGCCUUCCAACCUCUGCUGAUUAUCGAUGAUGGGACAUAUCAGUGUGCUGCAAAAAAUGCAAUUGGAAAUCACGUUAGUAAAUCGUACAAGCUAACUGCUAACUAUGGGCCCAUGAACCUGAUGAUUACAGUUGAAGUGGGGAAUGACAUUACACUGACCUGUGAUGCAAAGUCUCAGCCACAGAGUGUUUAUUACUGGAUUGUCGACAACGGCACUGAUGUUCGAGAGGGGGCCAAAAUAAUCAUCUCCAUGUCGGCCCUGGGCAACAACUAUACCUGUGUGGCCAGAAACCCGCUGACCAAUGUCACACUCUCUGGUGUCUACAUUAACUCAGAUCCCAGUGCAGUGGUCCCUCUUCAAGCUAGUGUACUGCUGACUACCAGCCUUGUGUUUAUUCUUGCUGUGUCAAUGUUGUAA
Molecule: messenger RNA, 2502 nt
Organism: Electrophorus electricus (electric eel)
Lineage: Eukaryota; Metazoa; Chordata; Actinopteri; Gymnotiformes; Gymnotidae
Source: RefSeq, a predicted model, not a curated record